GUGGAUUGCACCAUUUGAUCCAACUAAGAAGGAUGAGGAGGUUAUUCAAGAUGUCAACUGCUAUCGGUUUUGCCCAACGGAUUCAGAACUCAUACUCUACUACCUAAAACCAAAGAUUGAAACCGGAGAACAUCCCGAAUGCCGGAUAUACGCAGUCAAUCUUUACAACCACAGUCCUGAAGAACUUACAAAUCAAUACCGAGCUUGUGAUGACAAAUGGUACUUUUUUACACCAAGAGAGCGAAAAUACGAAAAGGGGAAUGUACCUAAUAGAAGAACCGGGGACUUGGGGGUUUGGAAAGCAAGUCAGAAGUAUACAUUGGUUUAUCAUCAUGAUGCGACUGGAUCGCGAGUGGUGGGAACGAAAAGAGGUUUAGGAUAUCAUGACAGGACGGGUUGCAAGACAUCAUGGCUAAUGCAGGAGUAUGCUAUGAAUGAUCCUAAUCUUCCAAUUAAAAGCCGACAAGACAGUAACAAGGUUUUAACUGAUUGGGUGAUCUGUAAGAUUUAUAAGAAGAAUAGUACCAAUGAAACAAAGAAAAGUAUAGCUCAAGCUCCUCGUCAAGUGUUUGCAAGUGAAGAAACUGGUGAAUAUCAACAAAAUCAUUCAAUGGCAACCCCAACAAACAUUGCUCAAAUCCCACAUGGUGCUACAGCCUCUACUGCCAUCACUUCACAUGUUUAUGUUGCACAAUCGCGUGCUUACGCAUCUCCAGUGUUGGAUCAGAUCGUUCCACAAAAUCAGUCCAUGUCGAACGCUACAAGCAGUUUUCGAUAUUAUGAGGUUCCUUCAAAUUCUACUUCAGCCGAAUCGCUUGUUGAUGCUGCACUACCAUUUGGUUAUACAACUCCAGUGACUUCAGAAGAUGUUGCUAUGGAUGAGUUCAAUACAACACAGUCAGUUGUUGACAAGGACAUGUUGGUGAUUGAUGAUUGGAUUUCUUUUGAUGAUUUCAUGAAAACAUACUGAGAUAGUUAAUGUAACUUUUGACUUCUGUUGUUUUCUUUAGUGUGUGUGGGGUUAGAAACACACACAAACAAAUGUAAGAUGUCGUCAACAAAUUUUUGUUGACUUUGUGAACUGUUAUAGAAAAAUGAAAAAUAAUUAAAGUUCUA
Messenger RNA from Helianthus annuus (common sunflower), 1116 nucleotides. RefSeq lists its product as uncharacterized. Bases 416 to 970 code for a protein of 184 amino acids. The record is from RefSeq and is a predicted model, not a curated record. NCBI's taxonomy places the organism in Eukaryota, Viridiplantae, Streptophyta, Magnoliopsida, Asterales, Asteraceae. The transcript has 4 exons.